Globicephala melas (long-finned pilot whale) is the source of this 2054-nucleotide messenger RNA. It is a transcript of the gene GBX1, whose product is annotated as gastrulation brain homeobox 1. Gene Ontology annotation, molecular function: RNA polymerase II transcription regulatory region sequence-specific DNA binding; DNA-binding transcription factor activity, RNA polymerase II-specific. Gene Ontology annotation, cellular component: nucleus. The record is from RefSeq and is a predicted model, not a curated record. NCBI's taxonomy places the organism in Eukaryota, Metazoa, Chordata, Mammalia, Artiodactyla, Delphinidae. Gene Ontology annotation, biological process: regulation of nervous system development; regulation of transcription by RNA polymerase II.
GCAGCUCCGGGCACGAUGCAGAGAGCCGGAGGCGGGGGCGCCCCCGGGGGCAGCGGCGGCGGCGGGGGCCCGGGCGCUGCCUUCUCCAUCGACUCCCUGAUCGGGCCGCAGCCGCCGCGCUCGGGCCACUUGCUCUACACUGGCUACCCCAUGUUCAUGCCCUACCGGCCCCUCGUGCUGCCGCAGGCGCUGGCCCCCGCGCCGCUGCCCGCCGGCCUCCCGCCCCUCGCCCCGCUAGCCUCCUUUGCCGGCCGCCUGACCAACACCUUCUGCGCGGGGCUGGGCCAGGCCGUGCCCUCGAUGGUGGCGCUGACCACCGCGCUGCCCAGCUUCGCGGAGCCGCCCGACGCCUUCUACGGGCCCCCGGAGCUCGCUGCUGCCGCCGCCGCCGCCACUGCCACGAGAAACAACCCCGAGCCGGGCGGCCGACGCCCGGAGGGCGCGCUGGAAGCCGAAGAGCUGCUGCCCGCCCGGGAGAAAGUGGCAGAUCCCGCACCGCCCCCGCCUCUGCACUUCUCAGAGACUUCCCCAAGUCUGCCGGCCGAGGGGAAGGUGUACAGCUCGGAUGAGGAGAAGCCGGAGGCGCCGGCGGGAGACCCAGCAGGCAGCGAGCAGGACGAAGGGGGCUCGGGCGGUGACAGCGAGGACGACGGUUUCCUGGACAGCUCUGCAGGGGGCCCCGGGGCCCUCCUGGGACCCAAAGCGAAGCUAACGGGAAGCCUGGGGACUGGAGCUGAGGAGGGGGCGCCGGCGGCGGCGGGAGUCGCGGCUCCUGGGGGCAGAAGCCGGCGGCGCCGCACAGCCUUUACCAGCGAGCAGCUUUUGGAGCUGGAGAGGGAGUUUCAUUGCAAGAAAUACCUGAGCCUGACCGAGCGCUCCCAGAUCGCCCGCGCCCUCAAGCUCAGUGAGGUGCAGGUCAAGAUCUGGUUUCAGAAUCGGCGGGCCAAGUGGAAGCGCAUCAAAGCUGGCAAUGGGGGCAGCCGUUCUGGGGAGCCUGUAAGAAACCCCAAGAUUGUCGUGCCCAUACCCGUGCACGUCAGCAGGUUCGCGGCGCGGAGCCAGCACCAGCAGAUGGAGCAGGGCGCCCGGCCCUGAGGGGCUCCCGGGGACGUCCUGAGUCUGCUCGGAGACUGGGCCAGGGUCCUGGGGACCAGAGGGGCUCCCGCUGUGAUUCUGCCCUCGGACGGCGCUCAGUCGGCAAUUCACGUAGCUCUAGGGGGGCUCUCCUGGCACUUGGCCCUGAGCCACUCCAGAGACCCCCAGGACUGGGGCUUCAGGGCUAAAGGGGCUUUAGGUUCUUCCUGUCGAGGAGCUGCUGGGACUGAGUUGGACCCCUAGGGCUCGGCAGGUUCCUGGCUGACGCCCUGGAAUCGCUUCUGACGGGGGUGGGAGGAAGCCGGGGUGAGGCCUAGCCAAGCUGAUGGCGGCUCCUUAUUUAUUUUGUGUGGAGUUCGUAUAUAUGGAGCUGUCUGCCUCUGUCUGUCUGCACCCCUGAGAGGGGCUGGGGAGCUUGUGUGUUUCCUCCAUCCUCAGCCAGUUUGGUUCCGUCUCACUGUCCCAGGGUGGGUACCGCCUCGCCUGUCUAUAGUACAGGACGCGCAAAGAAGUGAAGUGGAACUGUCACUAGCCCGUUAGAAACCCUUCAGCACCCACCUGUCUUUCCUGUAAUCUACCUCCACUAACGUCCUCUCCCGCCGCAGGUGCUGCCCACCGUCCCCGCCUCCAGCUCUCACGCUCCUGACGCGGCACCGCUUUUCUCUUUCCCAUUAAACAGGCAAGCUUCUGCAUCUCUGUUUUCUGCUCUUUGCAAGAGUUUGCAGACUUCAGGUAGAGGGUUCACUCCCUUUUGUGUUCUGAGGGGAAAUGAAGUACUUGACCCUAGCUUACUUAGAUGGGGCGUGUCUGGCCGUGUCUAAGUAGGUGGAGGUUAUCAGUCGUGUGAGGGACUGGGGCCGGCCGGGGGCUCACCCCCAUCACCUGGGAGCCCAUUAAUAGAUCCUCUCCCGUGUAGAGGACAUGGCAGCUCAGUCCAUCUCUGCUGCUCUUUGAUAUUC